CGGUGAAGCUCUCAACCACGGGGUUUGGUCAAAUGCGACUGCCUAACACAAGGCCAGUAUAAUCUCCACAGCGGACUGGAUACCACCUAUCGAUACCAUCAGCCGUAUGAUAGCUGAGUCUUACAGUACGCAAGUCGUCUGCGAAGUCCAUCCGUCCAUUGCCUGUUUGUGGCCCACAUUCGGCGGUGCCACCGUCUCCGGCUUCCAACCCACGAGCGCGGCAUAGCUCAGGAUUCUGGCGCCAACAUGUCCAAUCCGCUAUCGUUCGACAACGGAUACCUGGAGACGCUGGUGUCGAAGCCACAGCGGGAGAAUGAGGGCGCAAAGGACACUUACGUCUCCUACCUCGUCACCACCAAGACUGACUUUAAGUCCUUUAUGCGACCCGAGACCAGCGUGCGGCGGCGCUUCACAGACUUUGUCUUCCUCUACACGACGCUAUGUAAAGAAUACCCCGCCGUUGCAGUGCCUCCUCUGCCGGACAAGCAUAACAUGGCCUAUGUCCGCGGUGCUGGGAUGAGCAGCGAUUUCACAACGCGGAGAGCACAUUCGCUGCACAGAUUUCUCAAAAGAAUAUCUUUGCAUCCUGAGCUACGACGGUCGAGUAUUCUGCUGCAAUUCCUCGAAUCGCCCGAAUGGCACGCUACCAUGAAAUCACGCCCCGGCCGUGGCACCUCCCUUUCUAAUGCCUCGGACGGAGGCGGCAUCCUCGACUCCCUCGCCGACACGUUCAUAAACACCUGGGCUAAAGUGCACAAGCCGGAUAAGCGCUUCAUCGAAGUUCGCGAGCGAGCCAACAAGCUGGACGAGGAUCUUUCGCAUGUCGAGAAGAAGAUUGCAUCCGUCGCGCAUAAGCAGGCUCAACUCGAGACCGACUAUUCAGACCUUACACAGCAGUUCCAGAAGCUGCAGGCCUUGGAGCCUGGGGUGGAGCAGGAGUUGACCCGGUUUGCCAGGAGCCUGGAGGAUGAGACUUUGCUUGUCAAGGCUCUCAGGGAGUACACGGAUCUGGACUACCUCAGCUCGCUGAGAGACAUGAGCUCGUACAUUGACUCGCAGAAGUCUCUUCUCAAGGCUCGCGAGCAAAAGCAGCUCGACUUUGAAGGUCUGACGGAUUACCUCGCCAAGGCUGCCGCCGAACGGGACGGCCUAGCAUCGGAGCGCGGCUCCGGUGGGCUGAGCGCGUCCGGAUUCCUGACGCGCAAGAUCGAGGACGUUCGAGGCAUCGAUCACGAGCAGGCACGGCGCGACAAGAUCCGGAAGUUGGAACUCCAGAUUGAAAAGCUGACGCGAGAGGUUGAGCAGGCCCGCAUUAACAGCGAGAUGUUUGACGACAGGACCGUUGCCGAGGUGGCCGAAUUCGAGAGGAUCAAGGCGGUGGAGUUCAAGGAUACGCUUGGGGGGUUGGCCGACGCACAUUUGGAUUUCUUCAAGGGCACGAUCAGCACGUGGGAGAAGUUCUUGAAAGAUAUGGAGAAGGAUCAGGCGCCGAGAGCAGAGGAAUAGCAGGCAUAUUACCUGCUUUUGUGUGCUUUUUUUUUUCUUUUCUUUUCUCCACAGAGAAAAUCUCAUGGGAUGGGUCAUCUGCUUGGAGCGAUACUAAAGGCGACGUGUCGCUCCUGAUAAUAUACCAGCAUCACUAUUGUAACAACAAUGCCCCCAUG
Molecule: messenger RNA, 1664 nt
Organism: Verruconis gallopava
Lineage: Eukaryota; Fungi; Ascomycota; Dothideomycetes; Venturiales; Sympoventuriaceae
Exons: 3
Coding region: 247-1506 (419 amino acids)
Biological process (GO): autophagy; cytoplasm to vacuole targeting by the Cvt pathway
Cellular component (GO): phagophore assembly site
Molecular function (GO): phosphatidylinositol binding
Source: RefSeq, a predicted model, not a curated record